This is a messenger RNA of Neohortaea acidophila, 786 nucleotides long. RefSeq lists its product as uncharacterized. The transcript has a single exon. Bases 1 to 786 code for a protein of 261 amino acids. NCBI's taxonomy places the organism in Eukaryota, Fungi, Ascomycota, Dothideomycetes, Mycosphaerellales, Teratosphaeriaceae. The record is from RefSeq and is a predicted model, not a curated record.
AUGAGCCACAAUGCGACUUUCCGCGUCGCGGGCCCGUCAGAAGACGAAACCCUCGCCCGCAUCCUGUACAACUCCUUCCGCCUCAAUUGGGACGUCAACUGGUGGCAACAGUUGUCCGACAGCCUCGCCGCUGUGUCUCCAACUCGACCUUCAUCGCCAGAGCAAUUGACGGCGUCCCAAAAAGCCCGUUUGCAGUUCUACCGGUCAUUCAUCAGCGCGGUACGACUAGUCGGAGGGAUUAUCACAGUCGCAGUGCUACCCGCGGCUGACUCUGCGACCGUGUCAUCCCUUCCCAUCGUCAUACUUUGCUGGCUUCCGCCGGGGGUCCAUCUCACCACCUACGCCAUCAUCCGCAGUGGCUUACUGCUAAGCAUACUUCGUCUCGGACAUUUGAUGGGGACUUGGAAUCUCCUGUACUUUGAGCACAAGAUCUCGCAGCUCUACGAUCGUACCCUGCGACCACUCGGCUACAAAUCCCGACACGAUGGUGCCUUUGUGCAGAUCAUCGGCAAGACUCCUACGCCUGCGAGUAAGGGUGUGGCAGUGGAGCUACUACGUUGGCAAAUACAGCAACAUAAGCAGGCGAAUCGACACGUAACUGGACCAUUACCGGUCUUCCUGGAUACUACGGGCGAUUAUCAACAGCGAGCGUACGAGCGGAUAGGCUUCCGCGAAUUGGGGCGGCAGAGACUACGCAUCGCCAUUAAUGAGGAGGGGCUGAAAUGUAGUACUCACUCCGACUUCUUUCAGCGGGUUCUUUUUCUGGAUGCAAGAGACGUGGAAUAG